Dentiscutata erythropus is the source of this 450-nucleotide messenger RNA. NCBI's taxonomy places the organism in Eukaryota, Fungi, Glomeromycota, Glomeromycetes, Diversisporales, Gigasporaceae. The record is from the annotation of a GenBank genome assembly.
AUGAGUGACGAAAUCGAACAACCCCACAAAAAAUGGUUUCAACAUCUCUUUAAUAGUCUUCACAAGGGUGAAACAGUAAUUGAAUUUCCCAUUGAUAAAAUUGAUAAUUAUCUGCCAAACGAUUUUAUAAAAAUCUUUAAUAGUAACGAUGAAGAAAAUCUUAUUAAAAUUUUAAACACCCCAAAUAAUGAAGAAGAAAGGGAAAAAUUUAAUGCAGAAACUGAUAAAAACAGGAACAGAGAAAAUGAUCUAAUUCUUACCAAUAGUAAAGGUAUAUUUGCUAUUGUGGAGACAAAAAGAGAAGGAAAUGACAAAAGUAACAAAAGAUUUAGAAUGAGUUUUGCUAUUCGUCAAGCUGAGUAUUAUAGGUGUAAGUUUAUUAAAGAAUGUAAUGGAGUUUACAAAGUUGGAGAUAUUUUGCUUGAUGUCAUUACUGUUAUUAGACCAUGA